Messenger RNA from Betta splendens (Siamese fighting fish), 752 nucleotides. RefSeq names its product dual specificity protein phosphatase 13-like. The record is from RefSeq and is a predicted model, not a curated record. Lineage: Eukaryota; Metazoa; Chordata; Actinopteri; Anabantiformes; Osphronemidae. Gene Ontology annotation, cellular component: cytoplasm. The transcript is spliced from 3 exons. Gene Ontology annotation, molecular function: MAP kinase phosphatase activity; protein tyrosine/serine/threonine phosphatase activity. The coding region runs from base 150 to 752 and encodes 200 amino acids. Gene Ontology annotation, biological process: negative regulation of MAPK cascade; protein dephosphorylation.
CUUAUCUAAUUAUCAGCACGUGUCUGGAUGUCGGCGUGUGACCGGGCGUCUGGGCCAAGCUGCUCCACCUGUUCUGGACAGUCACGCUCAUGGUGACGUGGACGUUCAGCAGCAGCCUUAAGCUUGUUUACAGCCGCUGAAGGCGAGACAUGGCGGACGUGAAGUGGUCUUCGGGCGAAGAGUCGGACGGGAGACGCGACCCACGAGCCUCGGAGGAGAAGGACCAGCGUGCAAAGACCCUCCAAGAGCUGGAGGAGGUUUUACAUUCGGCUCCGCGCUCCUGUCGCCACGGAGAUGAGGUGUGGCCCAACCUGUAUCUGGGCGACAUGUUCAUGUCUCAUGACAAGCUGGGCCUGAGUCAGCUGGGCAUCACCCAUGUGCUGAACGCCGCGCACGGGAAGCUGUGCUGCAAGGGCAGCGACGACUUCUACGGCACCACGGUGAAAUACUAUGGAGUCCCAGCCAACGACCUGCCCACCUUUGACCUUUCACCUUUCUUCUACCCAGCGGCUGAGUUCAUUCACCGGGCUUUGUCGUCAGCAGGGAAGGUGUUGGUCCACUGUGCUGUGGGCGUGAGUCGCUCAGCGGCGUUGGUCCUCUCCUACCUGAUGAUUCAUCAGCACCUCAGUCUCCUGUCCUCUAUUCGCCUUGUGCAACAGAAGAGGUGGAUUUGUCCAAACAGAGGGUUUCUGAGACAGCUCAUAGUUUUGGACCAAGAACUGCAGAACAAAGGGUUCGAUGAGACAAACUAA